Pygocentrus nattereri (red-bellied piranha) is the source of this 1678-nucleotide messenger RNA. RefSeq names its product UDP-N-acetylglucosamine pyrophosphorylase 1 (gene uap1). The record is from RefSeq and is a predicted model, not a curated record. Gene Ontology annotation, biological process: UDP-N-acetylglucosamine biosynthetic process. Lineage: Eukaryota; Metazoa; Chordata; Actinopteri; Characiformes; Serrasalmidae. The coding region runs from base 122 to 1678 and encodes 518 amino acids. The transcript is spliced from 11 exons. Gene Ontology annotation, molecular function: UDP-N-acetylglucosamine diphosphorylase activity.
CGUCAAAUGACGGAAACGGGAGGCGGAUUUUCUGGUAGUGGGUAACGUAGCCAAGUGUGUUUCGGGAGAAGAGAGAGCGAAGAGGUCUACUAUAGAUACUGUCAGCUUCACUGAAGAGAGCAUGGACAUCAGCAGACCGGCGCAGAGACUGGGAGAGGCUGGGCAGUCCCACCUCCUGCAGUUCUGGGACCAGCUCAGCCCUGAGGAGCAGGCUGAACUGGUCUUCGAGCUGGACAGCAUGGACUUCAAAGAGAUCAACUGCUUUUUUAAACAUGCUAUGGAGGCUUCUGGACAGGCCAAGCAGGAGAAGGUGGACGCCAGAAUGGAGCCAGUGCCGCGGGAGGUCCUGGGAAGUGUAACCCGUGAUCGAGAGUCCCUCAAAUACUGGGAGGAAGAAGGCCUGCGCUGUAUUUCUCAAAGCAAAGUAGCAGUUCUGCUGCUGGCUGGAGGUCAGGGAACUCGAUUAGGGGUCCCGUAUCCCAAAGGCAUGUAUGACGUCGGCCUGCCGUCUCACAAAACCCUCUUUCAGAUCCAAGCUGAACGUAUCCUGAAAUUGGAGCAGCUAGCUGAGCAGCGUCAUGGAACAAAGUGCUGCAUUCCGUGGUACAUCAUGACGAGUGGCAGAACAAUGGAGAGUUCUAAAGAGUUCUUCUCAAAGCACAAGUACUUUGGCCUUAAAGAAGACAAUGUCAUAUUUUUCCAGCAAGGCAUGCUUCCAGCCAUGGACUACAAUGGGAAGAUUAUACUUGAGGGUAAAGGCAAACUGGCCAUGGCACCAGAUGGCAAUGGAGGCCUGUACAGAUCGUUGGGCACACAUAAGAUUGUAGAGGACAUGGAGAGAAGAGGAAUCGCCUAUAUACAUGUCUACUGUGUGGACAAUAUCCUGGUGAAAGUGGCAGACCCUGCCUUUAUUGGCUUCUGUGUGCAUAAAGGAGCAGACUGUGGUGCGAAGGUGGUGGAGAAAACCAAUCCGACUGAGGCGGUGGGCGUGGUCUGUAAGGUAGAUGGACGUUACCAAGUGGUUGAGUACAGCGAAAUAACCCUGACAACGGCCGAAAAGCGGAGCGCCGACGGUCGACUUAUGUUCAACGCUGGCAAUGUAGCCAAUCAUUUCUUCUCUCUUCCCUUCCUCAAAGAUGUUGUCAAUACGCAUGAGCCGCAGUUGCAGCACCAUGUGGCACAGAAGAAAAUCCCCUAUGUGGACAUGCAAGGACAGCUAAUCAAACCAGACAAACCCAACGGAAUUAAAAUGGAAAAAUUCGUCUUCGACAUUUUCCAAUUUGCCAAGAAUUUUGUGGUGUAUGAGGUGUUGAGGGAGGACGAGUUUUCUCCUCUGAAGAAUGCGGACAGUCAGGAUGGGAAGGAUAACCCCACAACCGCUCGGCAAGCACUCAUGUCCCUGCACCACCGCUGGAUCCUCAAUGCAGGCGGACAUUUCAUAGAUGAAAACGGAACCCGUGUGCCCGCUAUUCCCAGACACGGAGCAGCAGGGACACUCUCACCUGAUGGCAGCCAGAAUCUGAAAGAUGGGACAGACCUGCCAAUCAAAUGUGAGAUCUCUCCACUUGUGUCUUAUGGAGGAGAGGGACUGGAGAAGCUUGUGAACGGCAGAGAAUUCCACGCUGCCCUGGUCAUCGACGAGAGUGGCAUCCACGAGCAUGUAAAGAACGGACUGUGA